This is a messenger RNA of Sciurus carolinensis (gray squirrel), 6295 nucleotides long. It is a transcript of the gene Epb41, whose product is annotated as erythrocyte membrane protein band 4.1. Lineage: Eukaryota; Metazoa; Chordata; Mammalia; Rodentia; Sciuridae. The coding region runs from base 240 to 3344 and encodes 1034 amino acids. The transcript has 24 exons. Gene Ontology annotation, biological process: cortical actin cytoskeleton organization. The record is from RefSeq and is a predicted model, not a curated record. Gene Ontology annotation, molecular function: structural molecule activity; actin binding. Gene Ontology annotation, cellular component: plasma membrane; cytoskeleton.
CUCGCCUGGCGGAGGAAAGGCGGGAGGGCGCGCGCCGGGGCUGCUCGCUCGCUCGCUCGCUCCCUCCCUCCGCCGGCGGGUUUAGUCAGCCAGCCAGCCAGCCAGCCAGCCAGCAGCCAGCGGGCCCGCGGGCCGCAGAGGACCCGAGCCGCGGACGCCGGCGCCGCCUCCUGCCAUUGUUCAUCCGGCCGGAGCAGCUGCAGGCGCGGGAUCCCGGGCCCGGGAGCUACCGCAACAUCAUGACAACAGAGAAGAGUUUAGUGGUUGAGGCUGAAAAUUCUCAGCACCAACAACAGAAGGAAGAGGGUGAGGGGCCCACCAACUCAGGACAGCAGGAAGCUCAGCUGGAAGAGGCUUCUCAAGCAGCAGCUGAAGGGGACAAUCAGUGCGAGCCGAAGCUGAAAACAUCCAAUGGAGACACUCCAACUCACGAAGACCUGACUAAGAACAAGGAUCGGACAUCAGAAAGCAGAGGCCUCUCACGACUGCUCUCCUCAUUUCUCAAAAGGCCCAAGUCCCAGGUCUCUGAGGAAGAAGUCAAAGAGGUAGAGUUAGAUAAAGAAAAAGGUGAAGGUCAGAAAGAGACAGAAUUUGGAACCAGUAUUGAUGAAGAAAUUAUUUUAAAGGCCCCAAUUGCAGCUCCUGAACCUGAGCUCAAAACAGAUCCUUCCUUGGAUCUUCAUUCAUUAAGCAGUGCAGAAACACAGCCAGCUCAGGAAGAACACAGAGAAGAUCUAGAUUUUGAAACUAAGGAAGGAGAAGGAAUUGAAGAGUGCUCCAAAACAGAAGUAAAAGAAGAUCCUGAAUCAAAAGCAGAAAGAGAAUUAAAAGCUUCCCAGAAAUCAGUCAGAAGACACAGAAACAUGCAUUGCAAGGUUUCUUUGUUGGAUGACACAGUUUAUGAGUGUGUCGUGGAGAAACAUGCUAAGGGGCAAGAUUUGCUUAAACGAGUAUGUGAACACCUCAAUCUUUUGGAAAAAGACUACUUUGGUCUAGCCAUUUGGGAUAGCGUAACCUCUAAGACAUGGCUGGAUUCUGCCAAAGAAAUCAAAAAGCAGGUUCGAGGUGUCCCAUGGAAUUUCACAUUUAAUGUAAAGUUUUAUCCACCUGACCCAGCACAGCUAACAGAAGACAUAACAAGGUAUUAUUUAUGUCUUCAGCUUCGACAGGACAUUGUUGCAGGACGUCUGCCCUGUUCCUUUGCAACCUUAGCGUUAUUGGGUUCUUACACCAUCCAGUCUGAGCUGGGAGACUACGAUCCAGAACUCCAUGGUGUGGAUUAUGUUAGUGAUUUUCAACUGGCUCCAAAUCAGACCAAGGAACUUGAAGAGAAGGUCAUGGAACUGCAUAAAUCAUAUAGGUCCAUGACUCCAGCUCAGGCUGACUUGGAAUUUCUUGAGAAUGCCAAAAAGUUGUCUAUGUAUGGAGUUGAUCUUCAUAAAGCAAAGGACUUGGAGGGAGUGGAUAUCAUCCUAGGUGUCUGCUCUAGUGGCCUUUUGGUUUACAAAGAUAAGUUGAGAAUUAACCGUUUUCCUUGGCCCAAAGUAUUGAAGAUUUCUUAUAAACGCAGCAGCUUUUUCAUCAAGAUCCGGCCUGGCGAGGACAUCCUCAGGAGUGACUUUCUUUUGCAAGAACAAUACGAAAGUACCAUUGGAUUCAAACUUCCCAGUUACCGAGCAGCUAAGAAAUUAUGGAAAGUCUGUGUAGAGCAUCACACAUUUUUCAGACUGACAUCUACAGACACCAUUCCCAAGAGCAAAUUUCUUGCCCUGGGAUCCAAAUUUCGAUAUAGCGGCCGGACUCAAGCUCAGACCAGGCAAGCUAGUGCUCUAAUAGACAGGCCUGCCCCACACUUUGAGCGCACAGCAAGCAAACGGGCAUCCCGGAGUCUUGAUGGAGCAGCAGCUGCUGAUUCAGCAGACCGAAGUCCUCGGCCCACCUCUGCACCAGCCAUUGCUCAGAGUCAGGUCACGGAGGGUGACGUCCCAGGGGCAUCUGCCAAAAAAACACAGAAGGAAACCGUGAAGGUUGAAGUGAAAAGAGAAGAGGAGCCAGCUGAGCAAGCUGAGCCUGAGCCCACAGAAUCAUGGAAGGUGGAAAAAACCCACAUCGAGGUCACAGUACCCACCUCAAAUGGUGACCAAACACAGAAGCUUGCAGAAAAAACUGAAGAUCUGAUAAGAAUGAGGAAGAAAAAGAGAGAGAGACUAGAUGGUGAAAACAUUUAUAUCAGACAUAGCAAUUUAAUGUUGGAGGAUUUAGACAAAAGUCAAGAAGAGAUCAAAAAACACCAUGCCAGCAUUAGCGAGCUGAAAAAGAACUUCAUGGAGUCUGUGCCAGAACCCCGGCCCAGUGAAUGGGACAAACGUUUGUCUACUCAUUCCCCCUUCCGAACUCUUAACAUCAACGGGCAAAUCCCCACAGGAGAAGGAGUGAAGAAAACCUCUGUACUCCCCUCGGAAAGAAAGGUUGGUGGGCCAGAGAGUAUAAAUGGCAUUCGUACAGAGGAGGUGGCUGUCGUGACAAAAGGGUCAUCUACUAACUCUGACUCUGAAUGGGAGGGCCCCAAGCAGUCGGUAGUGCCUAGUGAGAGCCAGAUGACCACCCCGUCGAAGUCUCCACAGAGCUUUAACUGUGGCUCCCUCUCCAUAAGCAGCAAGGAGACAGAAGAGCAGGAGCAGGGGGCAGCCGGCUCUCCUGAUAGCAAGGAGACGCCGAGAGGCCCAAGUGGGGAACCUGUGGGAGUGGAGGAGCAGGCCAGUGCCUUAACACCCUCAGGAACACCAGCUUCCUGGCAGCUGCAACUUGGUGAAAUAAAGGCAGACAGUAGUGAAGAGCAUGACACACCAGGAGAGCCACCUGGAAAACAAAGUGGACCAUUUCCUGACUUACGUGUGGGUAACCAGUUCCCCACCCUCAUUCGAAGUUUCCAGCCCCCACUGGUGAAGACUCAGACGGUCACCAUCUCAGAUACUGCAAAUGCUGUGAAAAGUGAGAUCUCCACCAAAGAUGUCCCCAUCGUCCACACUGAGACCAAGACCAUCACUUACGAGGCUGCCCAGACUGAUGACAGCAAUGGGGACUUGGACCCAGGAGUCUUGCUGACAGCUCAGACCAUCACAUCUGAGACCACGAGCAGCACCACCACAACUCAGAUUACCAAGACGGUGAAAGGUGGAAUUUCAGAGACCCGGAUCGAGAAGAGAAUUGUAAUCACAGGAGAUGCCGAUAUUGACCAUGACCAGGUUCUUGUACAAGCCAUCAAAGAGGCAAAGGAACAGCACCCAGACAUGUCAGUGACCAAGGUGGUUGUCCAUCAGGAGACCGAGAUUGCUGAGGACUGAGCUCAGGAACUGUCCUGUCCCCAACUCCCUGCCCUUCUCCCAUCCAAGAAAAACCAGCAAUGAUAAAGAGCCAACCUGCAAUAGUCAGACUUCCAAGAUCACUUUAAACCACCAGGAAGUUUUCGUUUUCUAUUUGGAGUUUAUGCCAAGAGAUUCUUCUAGAUACCACUGAUCCUUUUGAAGACCUUUUUCUAUAUUGUGAUACCAGAAAUUGUUCAGCUUUUCACUCUAUGGACUAUUUCUAAAGAGUUCUUGGGUUUUCUACAGGGUGGUUUGUAACCCCUCCAAGCUAGCCUCUCCCCAUUUAUUUCCAACCCAGAUACUGACAGGGUCCACAGAAUUCUUCAGGAAAUCCUCCAGAGAACCUGUCGGCUGUGUUGGAAGCCAAAGUCAGCUCAGUGGGACUCCUUGCUCCUGUCCUAAUUUCACACCCUCUGGAUGACAGCAGAAAUUUUGAACCAGUGCUUUCUCAGAGCUAAGAUGCAACUUUAUCAGAAUGUCAGGCAGGGUAACUGCCUUGAUCCACAGACCCCAGAAAAAUGUCCUGUCCCUCUGUCAGGGUGUUUUUGGUGAGGCGGAGACGUUGGAGAAUGUAAUGAAUGCUGUUCCCCCGCCUCCGUCCUGCUCUCUGUUUUGGAGCUUCUUUAGGUCAGAGACAUAAGAAGUUGCUUCAGAUAGAUCUGAUACUGUGAAUGUUCGAACAUAUCCGUGGCCUUCACCUCCCCAGUUGCCCUUGUACCUCAGCAGCUGCCGUGGCUCUGCCAAGCACUCCCCAGGCUCCCGUCUCAGAAACCCAAACUCCGGAAAAGUAGGCACCUUCGGCCGAAAAUGCUAAUGGAAUAUUUUCAUUGGUGUUUGGGGAAGGAACGUUAAUGAGGUUUUUAAAUUAAGGUGUUCCAGUUCUGGGAAUGCGAACUUCACACUGAGGGACGGAGCUUACCUCAGGCAGAUGCUACUGGGGAGUGUUUCCAGGUGACCACUCCUGGGCCAUUCUCUCAGAGAGGAGGCCGUGUUUUCUGACCUUCCUCCUGAGAGGCACCUGAGAGGACAUCCUUCUGGAGCAAGGGGAUUAUCAGCUUCCAGGGACCAUCCCUCCCACGGGAUAGCACAUGACAGGUAUAAGCCCUCGGCUGCUCAUCCCCCUCACCACCUGAGGUCUGUGGGGCUUUGUAGGCUUGAUUUUGUGGUGGGUUUUGGAUUUAGUUUUUCUUUUUUUCUUUUUUUGCCUUGGUUUUGAAAGUGAGGACUGAUGUCCCCAAUUCCUGGUAAGGAUUUGGGGCAUUUUUAUUCAAUAGGGCUUCUCUAAUCCUCCAGCUUGCUUCCCACAAACAGAUCCGCCUGGAAGCUUCUUAGAAUCCUAAUUCUAGGCUAGAAGCGAACUUCAUGAGAUUAGUCAACGAGUCUCUGACAGCGAUCACUGGGCUCAAGGGCACCGAGCAGGAGCCCAGUCUGAAGCCAGCAGCACGUGUCCACUGUCUCCACUGGCUGAGUUUUACUCUGACACACUCAUCUGGUUUGAUCUGAUUUCGAGUGUGCACAUUUUUCUUUUAGUUCUCACGUCAGGCUGCUACUGCCAACGGCAGCUCUCAGGAGGGCGGGGAGAGCUCGGCGGGAUGUGUGAUAGGCUGGGGGCAGCAGGUUGUCCUGUCUCAGGAGAUGCACAGCUGUGGCACAGGGUCUGAAAUGACGAGGCUUUCUGGGGACCCAAGUCAGGACUGUGUUGCUAAGAGUGGUGGCAGGUUAGAACCCCUGUCCCAUCAAACGGGAAAUGAGCUUACUUCCCAGUGGCCAGUUGUCCUGCUGAAGGAGCUACUGGUGCUCACAAAGCUGAAACCUAGAGCUGGGCGCACACCUGCAAUCCCAGCUGCUUGGGAGGCUGAGGCAGGAGGAUUGUGAGUUUAAGGCCAACCUCAGCAACACAGCAAGACUCCAUCCCCAAACAAACAGAAACCAGAGAGCUGUGGGACAAAGAGGCUGGGUGAAGGGAGAGGGUCACGCAUGUCUAUUCAGCAUCCUGAAUAUUCCGUGCUAUCCAGAGCAGUGUGGCAGCCUUCGCAGCACAGGACGUCAUAUCUGGGGCCUAAGCUUUCCCCACCCCUGCGGCCAGCUCACUCCUCUCUCGCCUCCUUUGUCAACUGGACCAGAGUUACACUAACUUCCUUCCAGUCCUCUUCCCCUUCCUCCCACUCUGGCAACAGAUCUUUGAGUUUGGCAACUGUUUGGAUUUGUUUUUCUUUCUGCAGUUGUGUGUAUGUGUGUGUGAGAGAAGAAAAAAACAGACUGUCCAGGUAGAAAUGGCCAAGAGCGGGGAGGAGAGUCACAAUUCCAGGGUCAGAGACUCAGCAGCAAUUCCUAAAGUGACUCAGACACACCACAGUAAAGACUCUCACUGCAAUUUUAUUUUUACUUCAGAACUAAAGAUUUCCUUCAAACCACAGGAGAGCUCUGCCACCUACCCACAAGCAAGGCCUGGACACAGGCCAAGGGCCCCUAGGCCUAACUGCAGGGGGCCAUCACUCCCUGCCCCCCCUGGGGCCGUCACUAUAUUCUGGGGGAAGCUCAAGCUGCUGGGGGUGAGGAGACCACGUCUACCCUGGGAAGUGGAGCCAGAGGCUUGAGCAACACCCCUUGAUGCUCAUGGGAAGCCUCUGCCCAGGAGCUCAGCCCCAGGCUGGUUGUUUUUACAAAUCCCUCUCAAAUGUAUUAUUUUGGUGACAAAAAUGAAGGAGCUUUGUAAAUUUUUUAAAAAUUAUGAAUCAUAUCAAGUAGCUGUUUACAUUUCUUGACAAAAUAGGAACCAUGGCAGCAGAAUCAAAUUGGCAAAAUUCCUAGAUUAAAUAGGCAAUAAUUAGGUCUGCUGUUUUGGCCUUUUGUAGUAAGAGAAGUGGUUGUAGUGUUUAGAUAUGUAUUUGGUCUUGCUUCUUGUAUUGCAUUUUUCAAUAAACUUCCAA